CGUGUAAACACGUCUUUAGACACUGACCACCGUGCGCGUAACUUUGUCAAACGUGAACUUGUUCACCUUGAUGGUGAUGUUAGGUCAAUGGUCGAUUAGAAGCCCAGCUUGACCAGCUGUGGUUUGUAAUUCGUAAUUCGUAUGUGACAGAAGAUGUCGUAGUCACAACAAUCGUCAGAGGCAUAGAGAAGAUACGUGCAUGUUAUACACAGGCAGAGUGGUUUGAGAGUGUGUUAACAGACAAAUAAUUCAUCGGAAUCGGGUGAACAGGGCAAAAACUUGGUAGGAACGCGGAGUAGCUGCUCGUCGGAAACGUAGAAACAAAAGUAAAACCAUGAACAAUGUCCGUAAACUGGUUACAUCGUAAAACUGAGAAAUAAUAAUAAUGGAGGCUCGAAAGCGUGAUCUAGCUUUACCGUAACCGAGAACACACUUUUUAGAUUGCGAUAACGUCACGGAGGAGUCACUGACUCAUAAAUGUUGUUUUCUCUCUUGACGUUAACAAAGCGAAGAAGCACGUCGCUCGCCAAACGGAGCAGUUAAGGUAGAAGAAAGAAAAGCAGUGCCUAAAUUUAACAGCCAAGUAAUAAUAAAAAUACAAGAAGGAACGGGUCGUUAUUUUUUUAUUCAAUACAAAGUACACUAAUAAAUAAUUUAUCAAUAUGGGCAACUGCUUAAAAUGCAGUGGAGGCGGUCAACAGGACAACACGACACUGCUAAACAACAGCCCUGAUCCUGCGUUGACCGGCGGUGCCUCCCAGGAGGCUCUUGGCCCUCCGCCACCUUACAAUGAGAUAGCAAGCGCGUACUAUCCGCCGAUGGGAACAAGAGACCGUCAUCAGCAGUUGACCGAGCUUGGAAUGGGACGAGGAACAGUCGGCAUGAAUCCGAUCGGUAGUGUCGGUUUUAGCGAGGAAGAACAACAAGUUAGAAUCGCCAAACGCAUCGGACUGAUCCAGCAUUUACCCACUGGCGAAUACGACGGUUCAAAAAAAGGAGAGUGCGUUAUAUGCAUGAUGGAGUUAAUUACUGGCGAGGAGGUUCGUUAUCUCCCUUGUAUGCAUACUUAUCACGCGGUAUGCAUAGACGACUGGUUGUUACGCUCUUUAACGUGUCCUUCUUGCAUGGAACCGGUCGACGCAGCCCUCAUUAAUUCUUACUACGCUACAACUUAAUACAAAAAUUACUUGCGAGGCAAAACUAUUUUUUUUUCAUUCUCUCUUCAAUCGUAACAUCGAGAUGUCAGGGAGCACGGCAAAUAGACUGUCAAAAUGGAAAGGGACUGCACUUAUAUUGUUGAAGUAAAUUCUCUUUAAGAAUCAUUGGUUUUAACUGCAAGCUUUAAGGUCAGUGCAUUUUUAUCAUUUCUACUUGCCUAAGGUAAUUUUGAUAACAGCUGUAACAACUAUAACAAUCAACAAAUGAAUUGUUUAAGUGAAAAAAGGUCAUAUAUUUACACAUAGAAGGGAGUUUAAACCAUUAUACGUAACUUCUGAAACGAAAAUUCCAUACAAGUAAAUAUGUUCAAUAACUUUUUAUUGGUACGUGACGAGCGAUUGAUAACUUCUAUGUGAGUAACGUUUUUCGAUGGAUAUUGGAAUAAGCUUAAUCUACUUAGUGUUACAUUAUGAAACUUGAGUAUUGCAGAUGUAAAUCCUAUAGGUGCAUUUUUUUCUUUUUUUUUUCCCUCCUCUCAGUAACUAUUGCUAAUGGUAAGGAAAAGUUUGUAAGCAAUAUGAUUUUCAAUAAUGAUCACGAUUUGAAUCCAAAUUCAGACGUGGUAUGUAAAAGCAAUUGCGCGUCGUGGUUGAAAUUUGCAUCGAAUCGUAUGCACAUGUGUGCACGGAUAUGUUAGAAAUGGAAUGUUAAAAGAAAAAUGAACAAACUUGGUAUUUUGCCUCAAAUUAUAUGAAUACAUCACGCUUGGAUUUCCGAUUCUUUUUUUUACUCUACCCAAAGUAUAUUAAUAUCAGUUCACAAGUGGCAGUUAUUAAAGUAUAUUGUUACGGAAAAUAAUAAAUGUAACAUAGGAAGUUCAAUACUAGAUAGUAAAUAAUAUUAAUUCGUAUUAAAAAUCGAUUUAAGACUCAGGAGAUCGUCUUUAUAUCUCUGAAACGGAAAAUUUAACUGGCAAAGGCUUAGCAUGUAUGCAUAAUAUUGAUGAAAUAGAAUAUGAUAUAAUAUUUCCUUGAUUAUGAUAGUGAUAAUAAUAAUAAUAAUAAGAAUGGAAAGCAAAUAUGCAUUAGGCUAAGAUAUCAAGAUGGUGUAUACAUAGGUGAUAUUUUUAAACUAAAUUCCAAGAGGCGAAUCGACAGCCUUUUGUACAUCGUUUUAUUAACGUAACUACUACCGCUAGCAUGAUUUAGGGAGGAAACAAAAUGAAAAAAGAGAAAAAAAAAGGUGAUUAAUUAGUAAGAAAUUUAUGUUAAAACAGGAUUCUGUAAUAAAUUAAAUUUUUUACAACAAUGUGUAUCCUAAUCAAGUGUAAUUGUAAUUAUAAUAAGCUGCAUUCUGUGACCCGAAUUAAUUUGUGAUUAGUUAUUGAAUUCUGGUGCUAUACGUAUUAUCGUCUUUAUUUAAUAUUAGUUUAUGUUUUUUUUUUUCGGUUUCUAAUUUGUAAACUAUAAUUGAUCGAACGUUUAUUAUUUGACUAGACGCUAAUAAUUACUUGAAAUUAAAAACACAAAGAAAAG
Messenger RNA from Neodiprion fabricii, 2693 nucleotides. RefSeq names its product RING finger protein 11 (gene Rnf11). NCBI's taxonomy places the organism in Eukaryota, Metazoa, Arthropoda, Insecta, Hymenoptera, Diprionidae. The record is from RefSeq and is a predicted model, not a curated record. The coding region runs from base 663 to 1175 and encodes 170 amino acids. The transcript is spliced from 2 exons.